AUGAGAGGGUCCAAUCAUCCCACCACCCCAAACCUACGAACUUCGGUUCAACAUGAAUCAAGAUUAAUACCAAGAUCAACUUCGCCUCAGAUAUUCAGAAGAUCUUGGUCUCAACCGCUUUUACCAUUACAAUCCCAUGAACUGUCAUUGGACUCUUCUACAGUGAACAACCAUACUCUACCUGACUUGUCACUAAGAGGAGAUGCAUUCAACCCCUUUGUAGUAAGAACAAAUAGUAGUACUGAGAGUAACGACAGAGAGUUGAUGUUCACCACCACGUCAUCCCAACAAGCAUCUCAUUCAAGUUCAAGUCGUGAAUUAAGAACACCCAAAAGUUCUGAUACUCAUCGUACAUAUAUUGCUGAUGCAUUAGGGUUUCAAAAACAAGAACGGGUAUUGAACUACGAAUCAAAGCCAGUAUCUCCUACCAAGAAGAGAAGUCCUCCAAGGAAGCCAUCUCCUCUUAUGUCUGAUAAAUUCAACCAGGAUUCCCAGAAAGAAUUUGUUUGUCUGAUUCCAUCGUCUUCGUCGCUGACGUCACUCAGGAAACCUCGUCAGAAUGUGGUUGCAAAAUUGAAUCCAAGUACUAUUCUUCAAGCACCAGGAUUACGGAAUGACUUCUAUUCAAACUUAAUAUCCUGGAAUAAAUCAACCGGGAAGAUCCUUGUAGGGCUUAAGAGUCGAAUAUUUGUUUGGUGUGCUAAUAAUCAAGUUAAUGAAAUUGCCAUGGAACACCAAGGGAUGAUAACUGCCAUUGCCUGUUCAAAUCAUUCCUAUUUCACAUACGCUACAUUGAAUGGAGUCAUUGCAUUAGGAGAUCUUAAAAGCAAUCAGAUUCUAACGUCAAUCAAACUACCAAACAAUUGUGUAUAUUGUCUUCAAUGGUCACCAAGCUCGGAUAUUAUAUUUGCUGGUGAUGCAAGGGGCGAAGUGUUGAUAUUACAGAUUAAUAGGAGAGAAAACGAAUACCUGUUUCAUGAACAGAGUAGAAUGAAAUCCAAUGGUGAACAAAUAUGUGGCAUAGCAAUCUCCAUGGAUUCCAAGGAGGUAGCAGUAGGCGGAAACGAUAAUAAAUGUACUAUUUGGGACAUUGAAUCAAUCGAUCACCCUCAACUUAAACAUACACUUUUUCAUACUGCAGCAGUCAAAGCACUUGCCUAUUGUCCGUGGUCAACCUCAUUACUUGCCUCUGGUGGUGGAAGUAAAGAUAGAAAUGUUAGAUUCUGGCAUACUAAAAGUGGCACCCUUCUUCAAACAAUUGUAACUGAUUGGCAGAUAACCUCAAUACUCUGGUCUACAAUAAGAAAGGAAUUAGUGGUUACUUUUGGUUUCAGUACAGGAAAAGAAGACGUCAUGCUUCGAGUAUUUUCCUAUCCCAAUAUGCAAUAUCUUAAAGAAGUGUCAGCUUCUCCUAACACCAGGACAUUGAGUGCAUGUCUGAGCCCCGACGGUUGUUCUGUGUGCACAGCAAUCAAUGAUGAAACUAUUCACAUUUACAAGAUAUGGAGUUCACUGUUAAAAUUUACCCCCUCAAGUCAAAUAUUUGGUAAAGGUUCCUAUCAAAGCAGUAUUAUUGAAUUAGUAGAAGGGGUAGAUGAGACCGGUGAUCUAAUAAGUAAACUCUUGGGUGCAUUGCCUCCCAAAUACACCAAUGAUAUGCAACCAUGGGGAGUUGAGAAGUUGGGAGUGAAUUCUUCUUCUUCUUCUUCUUCUUCUUCGGAGAAAUCUUCAGCAACAGAAGAUGAUUUGUCGAAGCGAGUUGCUAAAGUUCAUCUCAAUGAGACCCCUGCUACCACUACUGAUAACUUGGGGUACUGUGAAGCCAUAUAUGAAUUCCAAUCAGAAGAAUCUGGUGAUAUCAAUUUGAAACAAGGAGAUAAGAUUAAGAUUACUGAAGUCUUAAGUGAUAGCUGGUGGAAGGGAUUUAAGAAGAACGAUGGUAAAGAACAUAUUGGUAUUUUCCCUGCUAAUUAUGUUAAAAAGAUUUCGGAAAGUGAAUAUGAAGAAGGCUUUAAACGAAGCAGUAACGAAAGAAUUGCGGCACCUCCGAAAUAUGAAUCUGUCGAGAAACCGGUAGCAUCAAACACACAAAUGCAAGCUCCAAAUUAUGGACCAAAUCAAGGCUAUCAAGACCAAUAUCAAGUCCAAUAUCAACCUCAGUAUCAACCUCAAUAUGGCCAACCAGUUGCUUAUGCUAACAAUAAUAAUGCACCUUAUCCUCCACCAUCAACUAAUUAUUAUCCUCCUCCACAACCCCAAAACCAAGAAGUUGUGGUUCAACAAGAAAGUGGUAGUCAUCAUGGAGGUCAUUUCAAGAAGUUUGGUAGUAAACUUGGAAAUGCAGCUAUUUUCGGUGCUGGUGCAUCAAUUGGUUCAAAUAUCGUUAAUUCUAUUUUUGACUAA
Lizanozyma spartinae is the source of this 2403-nucleotide messenger RNA. RefSeq lists its product as uncharacterized. Lineage: Eukaryota; Fungi; Ascomycota; Pichiomycetes; Serinales; Debaryomycetaceae. The record is from RefSeq and is a predicted model, not a curated record. The transcript is spliced from 2 exons. Gene Ontology annotation, biological process: positive regulation of ubiquitin protein ligase activity; positive regulation of anaphase-promoting complex-dependent catabolic process; anaphase-promoting complex-dependent catabolic process. Gene Ontology annotation, cellular component: anaphase-promoting complex. Gene Ontology annotation, molecular function: anaphase-promoting complex binding; ubiquitin ligase activator activity; protein binding. Bases 1 to 2403 code for a protein of 800 amino acids.